CGUAGUUAGACCGUGCUGCCGCUGAACUUUCGCUGUCGUGUUUCUUUCAUAGAACCAUUUAUUCGUCGUCCAUGAAACACAACUUGAGGAAUUUACCAAACUGACUCAAAUUGUGGAUCUUUUGUAAGUGGAAGCCAUCCCCCUGAAGUGCACGAUAUUUUAAAGACAGCUUUGUUGCCACUUUUUUCUCUUUUGGUCAAGCUUUCUUUCAUUUAAGAGUUGUAAUCUAAUCAUGGAUACUGAAAAUGAAUGCUACCCCGGCGAAGGAUCUUCUGCAAAAGCGUCAGUUCAAGCUGUGAACACUAUUAAUUUGAUAAAACCGGCUGGAGAAAAACGCUCACGGCGCCCUCCACCAGCUUUUGUAUCUAGAAACAAAACACCAACGAAAAUUUCGACCCGUAAAGAACCGAAACCUGGUGCCAAACACCCGAAAUACCGUUCAAUGGUUAUAACAGCAAUUGAUAGUAAAAUUUCGCGGAAUGGUGUUUCAUUGAGAGCGAUAUUAAAUUAUAUCCAAUCGACUUUUGAAGUGAGUUCAAAUUCGAAGUUCGUCAACACGCAAGUGAAAAAAACGUUGGCGAAUAUGGUUGAGGACUGUGUGGCUAUUCUGGUGACUGGCACGAUAGGAACAGGUUACUUUAAACUGAAGCCUUCACAGAAAUCCAAAUCUAAAAGUGACGGCAACAGCAAUGGGAAGGCUAAUAAAAAGACCCACAUGAAACCAGUCCGUACCAAAAGUGGGCAGUCUACUUUAGAUAAGAACUCGACAUUUACUAAAUCCCCAGGAACCAGCAAAUCUGCUGCUAAAACGAAAUCAAGACAAAUUGGUGAAGAAAAUACUCCGCGUCAAACGAAAACCAAACGAGUUAUUUCAUCUAAAAGAAAAUCUCUCUUACCAAAAAACCUGAAACGAGCCAGUCUUUUGCAUAGACGAAAAUCUGUUUCAAAAACUCCUGCAAAGAAAUCUAGUUCAAAGAACUCGAAAGCUAAGAGUCAUGACAAAGUUCCAGAGAAAUCAGUUAAAAAACCAAAAAAUAUUCAGAAGAAACAAAUGUCACAAGUCGAACGAAAGUCGCCGAAGGUGAAAAAAGAACUAUCAAAAAACAGUAAAGCUACUAAAUCGAAGUCCGUAGUUCAAAAUUCUAAGAAGCAGCUUUCAAAAUAGACUUUUUUCUUUCAUUGUAACACCACCCACUUGUAUCUCAUUUCAAGGGGGUUUUCAACAAUGCAAUGAAAUUCCGUUGCAUCCCUACUUAGAACAUUACUCUGUAUUAAAAACAAACCAUUUAAAAUGAAGCAACGCUAGAAAAUUUAGCAACAGAUUAGAUACCAUUAGGGGAUUUAAUUCACCCUGCUUUAAUUUCAUUCUUGAAUUCCAGUGGAAUACAAAGCGAUCAUUGUUGGUCUGUAUAAUCGAUUAUAUCCCUUAUCUGGGUCGAUGUACCAGCCCUAUUCUGUGACCCCUAUCCCUUCAGCUCGCGCAUCCUAGAGAAUUCACUACAUCAAAGGUGGGGUGGGGGAGAGGAUAUCUGCAUUUGCUCGCAACUAUAAGGAAUAUCGAAAAGCAUUGUACAUUACAUUAUUAGCAUUCUUUUUUUUUUUUUUCUAAAAAAAAUACCAAUAUUUUAAGCUCCUUUCUAUUUUUAAGCUAAUUCGUUUCACUUUUCAUGCAAUAAUUCGUUAUAAACAAAGUGUUCGGUCUGAGAAAUCCCUGAUCUUUUUACCAGCUUGGCAUAGUUAUAAACUACUUGGCGAUGAUGAAACUGCCAAAGCUGGAUCGCUUCUAGAUUUGUUCGAUCAGAGCAAACCCAGUGCUAAAAUUUUAAUUCUCACAUCAAUGUAGCCAAUGUUGCUGCUUUUGUCCACAAAAUUCCAUCUACGUUAAAUGAAUUAAAACACUUGGUAACGAUACUGUCAUCGUUUGUAAAUAUGUUUCAUUUUGGGCAAUGUCUGGUUAAAUAGAAAUUAAUUUAAUAAUUUA
This is a messenger RNA of Octopus sinensis (East Asian common octopus), 1981 nucleotides long. Its product is annotated as histone H1-delta-like. Gene Ontology annotation, biological process: nucleosome assembly. Gene Ontology annotation, molecular function: DNA binding. Gene Ontology annotation, cellular component: nucleosome. The transcript is spliced from 2 exons. The record is from RefSeq and is a predicted model, not a curated record. Bases 233 to 1165 code for a protein of 310 amino acids. Lineage: Eukaryota; Metazoa; Mollusca; Cephalopoda; Octopoda; Octopodidae.